AUGCCGUCGGAAUCUAAACCUUUGUUAGCAGCUCAAACAGAAAAACCAAAUCAUUAUAAAUAUCUAAAGGAGUUUCGAGUAGAGCAGUGCCCCUCUUUCUUACAACACAAAUGUACACAACAUAGACCUUUUACAUGUUUUCAUUGGCAUUUUAAUAACCAAAGAAGACGAAGACCGGUCAGGAAAAGAGAUGGGACUUUCAACUAUAGCGCAGAUAAUUAUUGUACCAAAUAUAACGAAACGACUGGCAUUUGUGAGGAUGGAGACGAGUGUCCAUACUUACAUCGCACAGCAGGAGACACUGAGAGGAGAUAUCAUCUCCGGUAUUACAAGACUUGUAUGUGCGUCCACGAUACGGACGCUAGGGGGCUGUGCACUAAGAAUGGGGCUCACUGUGCCUUCGCGCACGGUGCACCGGACCUUAGGCCUCCUGUACUCGACAUGAGGGAACUUCAAGCUUUAGAAAAUCCUGAUAUGGCUGAUGGAGAUUCAGCCGCUCCUAACGCAUUAGACAGAGAAAGAAAUUUACAGAAUGAAGACCCUAAGUGGCAAGAUACGAAUUUUGUAUUAUCUUCUUACAAAACUGAGCCAUGUAAGAGACCACCUAGGUUAUGUAGACAAGGAUAUGCAUGUCCUCAAUAUCACAAUAGUAAAGAUAAACGUAGAUCACCGAGAAAAUAUAAAUACCGUAGUACACCAUGUCCCAAUGUGAAGCACGGCGAGGAGUGGGGCGAACCUAGCAAUUGUGAGUCUGGAGACUCAUGCGGCUACUGCCAUACGCGCACCGAACAACAGUUCCACCCUGAAAUAUAUAAGUCUACUAAGUGCAACGACGUGCAACAGGCGGGCUACUGCCCGCGCGGCCUCUUCUGUGCUUUUGCGCACGUGGAACCCGAGGAGCUGGGCGGCGGACGUGAGCUGGGCGGGCCGCUAGACUGCGGCACCAACCUAGCCGAACUUCUAACAUCGGCGCUGCCGCCCGACAAGAAGCUGAGCGAGGCGCGAGCCGCCACCCCUCCCGCUGUGCACUCUAACGGAAGCGGUGACGGCUCCGAGUGCGCCUCCACGUCCAGCGCCGGCUCCGGGCCCCGCGCUCCGCCUCGCACGCUGCUGCCGCGCGCGCUCGAGCACGACGAGCACGCCGCGCACGCCGUCUGCGCCACCGUACUGCAAGAGGUGGCCGGCAACAAGGUGGACGAUUUCCAGCUCGACACCCCGCUCAAUCUCGUGGCCUCGCUCGAUCGCGACCUGUCCGACGGCGAGGGCCUCCUGGGUGGCUCCGCGCCCGUCAACAUCCCGCAGGCGCGUGGGGGCCUCCGCGGCUUCAGCCCGCCGAGCGGCGGCUCACCGCUGCCGCCCUUCCUGCGCUACGACACGGAGCGCCUGUUCAACUCGCACGCUAUCAAGGCGGGCAGCUUCGGCGGCGGCGGCAGCUUCGAGUACGCGAGCGCCUCGCCCGAGGUGUCGCGCCUGCGCGAGGAGCUCGCCUCCAACCGCGCCGCCGUGGCGCGCUGGGACGAGCGCAUCGCGCAGGCGCGCUCGGCGUGCGAGGCGUGGAAGCGCGAGGCCGAGGACGCGGCGCGCGCGGCCAGCGUGGCGGAGCGCCAGCGCGACGACGCGCUCGCGCACGCGCGCGCUCUCCGGCGCGAGCUGGACGGAGCGCGCGCCGCGCUGGCCCCGCGCCCCAACCUGCGCAACGUGCCCCUCACGCAGCUCAAGGCCAUGCAGGUGCAGGCGCGCGCCGACCUGGAAGAGAUCGAGAAGGUGCUGUACCUGGAGACGGCCACCAAGUGCAUGGUGUGCGAGGAGCAGCCGCGCUCGGUGACGCUGGCGCCCUGCAACCACUACGUGCUGUGCGACAAGUGCGCGGGUACUACGGAGGAGUGCCCGUACUGCCAGACGCCGGUGCAGCACAUGCAGUAG
Molecule: messenger RNA, 1923 nt
Organism: Arctia plantaginis
Lineage: Eukaryota; Metazoa; Arthropoda; Insecta; Lepidoptera; Erebidae
Source: the annotation of a GenBank genome assembly